Molecule: messenger RNA, 1239 nt
Organism: Alligator sinensis (Chinese alligator)
Lineage: Eukaryota; Metazoa; Chordata; Crocodylia; Alligatoridae
Gene: TM4SF1
Product: transmembrane 4 L six family member 1
Exons: 5
Coding region: 292-903 (203 amino acids)
Cellular component (GO): membrane
Source: RefSeq, a predicted model, not a curated record
UGCUUAACAGUGAAUGCUGCGGCAAUUGACUAAUUCCCUUCCUUGGGUUUCGCUUGUCAACAAACGUGUCAUUUAAAAAGGUGGUAACAUUCUGCUCCUCUCACUUCCCUAUUCUGCAAUUGGGAUUGACAGUCAUGUACACAUGUAAACAUCAUCCAGGUAACUAAGAAACUCAGAGUAUUUAAGCAGGUGUGACUCGAGACUGUUUCUCCUUCCCUAUUAGAGGGGUGCCACGCAGGUUGGCCUGUGGUAUUACUGAGCUGCUCAAGAAAGAUUUGUAAAAGUGCCACCAUGUGUUUUGGCAAGUGUGCUAAGUGCAUUGGAUACAAGCUGCUCAUUUUUGCUGUGUUUUGCAUGGUGGCAAACAUUUUGCUUUACUUUCCUAAUGGCGAAACAAGGUAUGCUUCAGAAUAUCGUCUUAGCAAGUACACACGGUGCCUCCAUGGCAUUGUAGGAGGAGGCCUCCUGAUAUUCAUCCCUGCUGCUGUGUUCAUUAGCCUAGAACAUGAGAACUGCUGCGGGUGUGGCGGCCAUGAGAACUGUGGGGAAAGCUGCGCCAUGCUGUCCUCUGUUCUGGCGGCCUUCAUUGGAAUCCUUGGUUCUGGAUACUGUAUCAUCAUUUCAGCUCUGGGUUUAUCACAUGGGCCUUACUGCUUGUCCAGCACAGAAAAUACCUGGGUCUAUCCUUUCCAUAACUCCUCUGGAGAGUACCUCCUGGAGCAGAACAGGUGGUCUGUGUGCCAGGAGCCACGAAACAUUGUUGGAUGGAAUGUGACCCUCUUUUCCAUUCUUCUGUUCCUGGGGGGAAUUGAGUUCAUUCUGUGUUCCAUCCAAGUAAUCAAUGGCUUUAUCGGUGGAGUGUACAAGAUGUGCUGCCAUCGUGACGAGAAGUAUGUUUGCUAGGAUGUCCACACGGGAAAAUGGAGUGAAAUCACUGUAAUAUGUUUUGUAAAACAUUGCUAUUUUGUAUUGUACAUAAUGUUAUGUAUUGUUGUCAAGCUGCACUGCCAAUAUUAAUUUAAGAGAUGCCAGGCCAGGUUCUGUUCAUUGGAAUCCUACAUGUGACUCUAAGAACUCAACAGUAGCGUCUCUGCGCCUGAAGACAGAGUUUGGCCUACUGAAUUUCUCUGUAUGAAUAAAUAUAUACCUUGUUACCAGGGAUCCUGGUUUUCCCUGCUAAAAAAAAAAAUCACAAAUUCUCUGAUUAAAACCCCCCAAAUCUGCAAUUAAAAUGAAACA